AUGUACACAGUCAGCGUCAGCAUUGACAUUGCAGCAGCUCCGGCAACUGUGAGAGAGAAGUUUCUAGACUUCUGUCAAUUACCAGUAUACCAUCGAGAUGGUUUCUUCAAGUCAAUUGGUCCAGAAACCCCGAACACACCUCUCGAGCCCGGAGUGAAAAUGCGCAAUGUGCUUGAGCUUAUGACGGUCCAUGCAACCUUAGUUGAAAACUCCUCGACUUGCUUCCAAUGGGGCGGUGGACUACCCGGGAUAUUUGUUGGCUAUCAUAGCUUCUGUUUUGAGCCAAGCACUCUUGUACAGGGCGGGACAAAAUUUACCCAGAAGGAAGAGUUCAAAGGCUUUCUGGCAUUCAUAAUGGGUGAUAAUUUCGUCGCACGAUGGAUUGGAACCAUGGAGAAGACAAGAAAGGGUUGGAAUAAGUACAAUGAAGACUUGAAAGCAUGGUGCGAGGGACUGAAUAAUAGGAAAACAUCAACACCAAAAAUAGUGCCAAUUCAUUCUAACUCAUACGGGUACCCGGCUGUAGGAAAAUUCUUUUCCACCUUGGUUGUCAAAUAUGUGCAUCUGGUCCCAAGUCUUGAUUCCUAA
Molecule: messenger RNA, 588 nt
Organism: Talaromyces atroroseus
Lineage: Eukaryota; Fungi; Ascomycota; Eurotiomycetes; Eurotiales; Trichocomaceae
Exons: 6
Coding region: 1-588 (195 amino acids)
Source: RefSeq, a predicted model, not a curated record